ACUGCGGAGGUGUAAUCACACAAGGGAGACUUCCCACCUCUGUGCAGGAUCUGAGAGAAAGGAAACUUGUCACUGCCGUCUAACACAACUUGUGUGUCAAACUCCAAAAAGCCAAGAUGCCAGAAACAGCAGAAGCUGUGUCAGCCACUCUCACCACCAACAGAAACUGCACCAUAGAAAUAACCAACGUCAACAGUAGCUACUGCCUCAUCAACCCCAAGGUGUACAUGUCAAGUGGCUUCUGUCAUCACCCGCCCCAGCCUACAAUUAACAAUAAAACUGAAGUGUGCUCCUUCACCAAGGACGACAACACUGCCACCGGCGCUGUUGGCCUGCUCACCUAUGACCUGUUCUGUAUGCGGAGCCGGGUUUGCUCAAAGCGCAUGGCCAUCAUGUUCUCUGUGCCCUAUGAUCGCAACCUGUACAAGAACCGGCUGGCUAUUGGUGUGGUUGAGCAUACCCGUGCCUGCGACAAAUCUCUGUACAACCAGCUGUAUGAUGGGAAAGACCUGACUGACUUCACCCGCUCUGACACACACGGCUGCGGGCUGGAAUACAAAACUGAGCAUGUCGAAUUAAGGGCUACAAUGUCUUCUAUCGGCAAAGCCAUUGUAAAAGUGGAGCUCUAUGAUAAAAUGGGUCGUUAGAGUCUGGGUUGUUGUGUCUUUUUGCACUCUGUUGCUUUUAUACCCUACAGAAUAAAUAAACUUCAUUUGAUUUGACUUCUACUGUCAUCUAGAGAAACAUCCAGAGGAGAGAAAGACUGAUUUUGCUGUCAUCUGUGUUUUGUGUCCACUGAAAGAUAUCAAUAUCUGACAGCUAGCUCAUUGAUUCCCCAUUAGCUUAUUUCUUGGGCUUAUGUAUAUUGUACACUCCCUUUGUCUUUGAUUAUGGUAAUAAAGCAUUCAGACCCAA
Molecule: messenger RNA, 915 nt
Organism: Plectropomus leopardus (leopard coralgrouper)
Lineage: Eukaryota; Metazoa; Chordata; Actinopteri; Perciformes; Serranidae
Biological process (GO): cytolysis in another organism; pore complex assembly; monoatomic cation transport
Cellular component (GO): pore complex
Molecular function (GO): channel activity
Source: RefSeq, a predicted model, not a curated record